AUGCUGCUCAGAGGAUUACGAGCCUGUGCUGAACGUGCCUCGAAACCACGCACGACAAACUUGGAUCGAAUUUCGAAGACCACCAAGGAAUUGUUGGAAAGAAGAAGGGCUUUGAGGCUUGAUCCGAAUGCAUCGCACGUUGAGCGGUUAGUAGCAAACACUAGCUGCAGAAAAGCGUUGCAGGAGGAUCUUUUGAAGUACAGGCAGAAGAAGAUUCUGGAAGCAGCACAAAGAAGAACGAGUCUAAAAAAGUGCCGCAGGGAUCUCCGCGAAUAUAAUAUUCCGCUAGCAACCUUGCUGAGCGAAGACGGGACUCGCACGUCUUCUCGUCGUGAGAAAUCAUUACGGAGAGGUUCUACUCGAACCUUUUCCGUUCAUCAACCUGUGUCAAGCCCGAUCAUCCCCACUGAUGAAGCUCCACCACGGAUUCUCCCUUCGAAAGUACGAGUCGCCAUCAAGAGCAUGAAACUUGGCACAGUUCCCGGACCUGAUUUUAUAUCAGUAGACUUUCUUCGGGCUGGUGGCCAUCCGCUUCAUGUAAUCUUAGCAGCGCACAUGACAUCCUACCUUCAGAAAGAAAGAAUCCCAGUGGAAGACCUCGCGGACCGUUCUCAUCUAUAA
This is a messenger RNA of Necator americanus (New World hookworm), 621 nucleotides long. RefSeq lists its product as uncharacterized. The record is from RefSeq and is a predicted model, not a curated record. NCBI's taxonomy places the organism in Eukaryota, Metazoa, Nematoda, Chromadorea, Rhabditida, Ancylostomatidae. The transcript has a single exon. The coding region runs from base 1 to 621 and encodes 206 amino acids.